AGGGCAUGUCGGAACCGAGAGCUGAAAUGGAGAAGAUCUUUCAAGAUAAGCUACAGGAGAUGUUGAAUGACUUUCAUCAGCGAGCCCGUGUUGAACUGAUUGCAAUUGAACCUGCAGGCGAGCCACACAAAACAUACAUUGUGUUCAUGUCUUUUGAUGCAUCCAAAACUGAGGAAGACAUGCCCCUGCCUGUUGAAGAUCAGCUGGACUACAUUCACUCCCUUAAUACAGACCACAUGACAGUUACAGAUGGGCUCAUUUAUUGGGAAGGUCCUGAUCUGUGUGCUUCCUCCAAGCAAACUUUGUGUCCCCUUAACUCUCUGUGCAUCAACACCCUGGGCUCCUACGCCUGUUUGUGCCAACAUGGCUACUACGAUGUGAGCUCUGUCAUCGACCCCCCUAUGGCUUCACAUCCAAUCUGCAAUGGUGAACAAAACCCACAUCCAGUUACAAAACACUCUGACUGUGACCAUCAGAGAUCAAAUCAUCACCGACAGGAUCUAAAAGUCGUCUGGAAGUGCAUCUACCCGCGGCGUUAUGUACGCAACGCUCAAGUCAGUGUGGAUGUUGAGUGGCACUCCUCCGCCUCCCUGGUGGCGUUCAACUCCUCCCUGCAGCUAGGCCUGACCAUGACCCUGCACGCUGAUGAGUCGUACACCGACAGCUACAGGGAUGCCAUAACCAUGGGGCCUGAGGACACUCUGUUCUCCCAGGUGGCCCUGCAGACCAACAACUCCUUUGCUUCAGACGUGCUCCUGCAGGUGGAGUCAUGCUGGACCACUGAGAGCCCCGACCACCAGGACACAGUCCAGGGUGUUCUUCUUCAGGAUGGGUAG
Molecule: messenger RNA, 836 nt
Organism: Perca fluviatilis (European perch)
Lineage: Eukaryota; Metazoa; Chordata; Actinopteri; Perciformes; Percidae
Exons: 5
Coding region: 6-836 (276 amino acids)
Biological process (GO): neutrophil migration
Cellular component (GO): cell surface; apical plasma membrane
Molecular function (GO): calcium ion binding
Source: RefSeq, a predicted model, not a curated record